Messenger RNA from Batrachochytrium dendrobatidis JAM81, 297 nucleotides. RefSeq lists its product as uncharacterized. The record is from RefSeq and is a predicted model, not a curated record. Lineage: Eukaryota; Fungi; Chytridiomycota; Chytridiomycetes; Rhizophydiales. The coding region runs from base 1 to 297 and encodes 98 amino acids. The transcript has a single exon.
AUGAUCAGCUCUGAAUUUACUCGAGUGUUUCUGUCUUUGAUUAUUUUUUCUUGCUUUGCACUGAGCCAUCCUUUAUCAGCAGACACUCUUCCGACUGCUUCUCCCGAUCCAUCAGCUGGGAGCGCGCAUAAGGCUGGUGAAUUUGUCUGUAUUGAUGAUACCAAGUUUAUGCAGUUUACCAGCCCGACGGCUUUUGUAGUCAUGUCUUGUCCACCUGGUUUUUGUUUCACUCGUAAGCCACCAAUCAAGAAUCCAUGUAUCGGUAAAGCUAAUGCCCAGCGUAUUGACGGCAUUUGA